GAUAACGCGACGCAAUCGAGGCCGCGCGCGGCGCGGCGCCCAUCCUUGAAAUCGCGGAGCGGAGCUGGGGAUCUGCAACAGUUCGGGCCGGGGGCGGUGUGCCGUGGCCGCGGGUAGGGUAAGCUGUUGUUGUUCGUUACGUCGCGCAACCUCUCCCGCUCCACCUUAUCUGCUCGCCCGUUUCUCUGACUCGGACGCCGACGCCGGCCUUCCCCCCUUGCCCCCCACGCGUGACGCGCCCACGACGCCUCGUCGUCCUCUUGUGAUCCCCCAUCUCGCUGGUCGCUGCCGCCUUGCCAAACUCCAACACGCCAUGCGCCCAUGCCCCCCGUGCGUAGAUAGCUGUUAGCCAAGCAACCGUCGCCCUCCCCGACCUUCCAGCUCCAGCGCCGAUCCGAGAUUCCGAGCCGAUUCUGCGAUCCAGAGCGCGGGGCCUCCGCGGGCGGGGUGACCGGGCGACUCUCGGCGUGCCUGUGCCGUUGCCCGGCAGGCAUGGAUGACAUCGCCAGCGAGGCGCCGGUGGGGGCGUUCGCCAUCGGCCCGUCCACGGCGCUGGGCCGCGCCGUCGCGCUGCGCGUGCUGCUCUGCGGCUCCGCGGCGCGCCUGCGGCACCGCCUGGCAGCGGCGCUGCGCGCCGCGCUGCACCUGGCGGCGGCGUGGCUGCACCCGCGGGACAACACGCGCGGGAUCCUGCUCGCCGUCUGCGCCGUCGCGCUCCUGCUGCGGGGGCGGCGCGGCAGGGCCGGGCUCAGGGCGCGGGUGCAGUCCGCCUACCGCCGCAAGUUCUGGCGGAACAUGAUGCGCGCCGCGCUCACCUACGAGGAGUGGGCGCACGCCGCGCGGAUGCUGGAGCGCGAGGCCGCGCCGCGACGCGCCACCGACGCCGACCUCUACGACGAGGAGCUCGUCCGCAACAAGCUCCGCGAGCUCAGGCACAGGCGCCAGGAGGGAUCGCUCAGGGACAUCGUCUUCUGCAUGCGCGCAGACCUGCUCAGGAACCUCGGCAAUAUGUGCAAUCCCGAACUGCACAAAGGGAGGCUGCAGGUGCCUAGGCUUAUAAAGGAGUACAUAGAGGAGGUAUCGACUCAACUGAAAAUGGUCUGUGAUUCGGAUUCAGAUGAGUUGCCGCUCGAAGAGAAGCUCGCAUUUAUGCAUGAGACAAGACAUGCCUUUGGUAGAACAGCCUUGCUGCUAAGCGGAGGUGCUUCAUUAGGAUCAUUUCACGUGGGUGUUGUCAAAACCCUGGUAGAACAUAAACUUCUGCCUAGGAUAAUUUCAGGAUCAAGUGUUGGCUCAAUAAUGUGUUCUAUUGUAGCAACGAGGUCGUGGCCUGAGCUAGAGAGCUUUUUUGAGGAGUGGCAUUCCCUGAAAUUUUUUGACCAGAUGGGUGGGAUCUUUCCUGUGGUUAAAAGAAUUUUGACACAUGGAGCUGUUCAUGACAUUAGGCACUUGCAGGUGCUUUUGAGAAAUCUUACCAGCAAUUUGACAUUUCAAGAAGCUUAUGACAUGACUGGCAGGAUUCUUGUUGUCACUGUGUGUUCUCCAAGGAAGCAUGAGCCGCCUCGAUGCUUGAACUAUUUAACAUCACCUCAUGUUCUUAUCUGGAGUGCAGUAACUGCUUCAUGUGCUUUUCCUGGACUUUUUGAGGCCCAAGAAUUGAUGGCAAAGGAUAGAUUCGGUCAAACUAUUCCUUUCCAUGCUCCGUUCUUAUUGGGGAUAGAGGAACGUAAUGGUGCUACAACCAGGCGCUGGAGAGAUGGGAGUUUAGAAAGUGAUUUGCCCAUCAAGCAGUUGAAGGAACUAUUCAAUGUAAAUCAUUUCAUAGUAAGCCAAGCUAAUCCUCACAUAGCUCCACUGUUGAGACUAAAGGAAAUCGUCAGGGCUUAUGGAGGCAGCUUUGCUGCCAAGCUUGCUGAACUUGCUGAGAUGGAAGUUAAGCAUAGGUGUAAUCAAGUUCUGGAACUUGGAUUUCCACUAGGAGGAUUAGCCAAAUUAUUUGCUCAAGAUUGGGAAGGUGAUGUGACAGUCGUUAUGCCAGCCACUCUUGCACAGUAUUCCAAGAUGAUACAGAACCCAUCUUAUGCUGAGCUUCAGAAGGCUGCAAACCAAGGUAGGAGAUGCACUUGGGAAAAGCUAUCGGCCAUCAGGGCGAAUUGUGCUAUUGAGCUUGCAUUGGAUGAAUGUGUUGCCCUCCUGAACCAUUUGCGUAGGCUAAAGAGGAGUGCAGAAAGAGCAUCUGCCUCACAAGGACAUGGUCCUACAAUCAGGCUCUGCCCAUCUAGGAGGAUUCCAUCCUGGAAUCUCAUAGCAAGAGAAAAUUCAACUGGUUCUCUUGAAGAAGAAAUUCUUACAUCUCCUACACGUACAAAUCAUCAAGGACCUGGAGGAGUUGCUGCGUUAUCUAACAGAAACCAGUAUCUCCAGAGAAUUGCACAUGACAGUAGCGACAGUGAGUCUGAGAGUAUAGAUUUACACUCUUGGACGAGAAGUGGUGGCCCUCUCAUGAGGACAGCCUCAGCCAAUAAGUUCAUCAGCUUUGUUCAGAAUCUUGAGAUUGACACAGAAUUCAGAACAGUUCCAUCAAGGGAAGACGAGCCUGAGCUUGUGACACCAAAUGCUAGUAGCUUGGCAGCUCAGGCAGUCAGUAGAGAAGCAAAUGACAGGAAUUUGGAAAACUCAGGUUUAGAUUUUCAUGAUACUAUUACUCCUAGAGCGGCAUUUGGCCCUUCAACGAGUAUUGUGGUUUCUGAAGGCGACUUGUUGCAGCCUGAAAAGGUUGAGAAUGGUAUUUUGUUUAAUGUUGUAAGGAGGGAUACUCUCCUAGGGUCUAGUAGUGGUGCUGAGUCUCAAGGAUCUCCUCGGGAACCAGAUGUUGAAACAGUACAGACGGAGUGUCUUGAUGGUGUAUCAGCUUCUGAUGAUGAUGACAUGGAACUAAAUGUGGUUAAUGAUGAAGCAACUGAUCCUAAGAGAAGAAGUAAUCUACAGCAUCCGGGGUCCUCACUGGAAGAAAAUGUAUUUCGUCCCUCUUCCUUAAGUUGUGAAGAUGAAACAAACACCAACAAACCAGAAGCUGCAUCAAUUUUUGAUAUAUGUACAGAGAUCCAUCCGGCCACCGCCAGCACAGGAAAUAGCCAGCGGGAAGGGUCUUCAGAGAACACAGAACUGGAAGAAGCAAAAGAAGAAUGUCCUGAUGGCAAUUCAGCUGGUAGGAAGGGUGGAGUUGUCCAAGGUGCUGCUAAUUAGGAGACUUCCUCUCAUUCUAAGACAUUAGAUGCCGUUUUGUGUUUGGUAACUUCCUAGCUAUCAUGAAGUGGAUGCAGAAGCUGUAUGCUUUUCAAGUUCUAGAAUAGGGAAGAUCCAAUGGCUUUGGUCGAUUAAGGAACCAAAUAUAUUACUUGAACAUCUAGGAGUAAUGAUACUAAGACUGGAAAAAAUACAUACAAUUAGUACAAUCUGGGCAUCAAAUUUAAAUUCGGCGAAAAACUAAUUUCGGUGGCAGCAAUUGUCAUCUCAAUUGGUAUUGCAGAUGUCCUGAUAACCAAUUGUUAGCUCAGAACCGUUAAGCAGGGGAGACAACAGACAAGAGGUACCAGGACCUUCAAUGUAUAUUGAUGCUGAUACAAAAAGGUUAAGCAUCUAAUCAAUGCCCUGCUGGCAGUUUGUUUCAUGAACUCACUGAAUUUUGUGCAAAUAAGUAGCUAACAGGCACCACCCUAGGGCACUAUGUGAUUGCCAGUUUUCA
This is a messenger RNA of Panicum virgatum (switchgrass), 3745 nucleotides long. Its product is annotated as triacylglycerol lipase SDP1-like. Gene Ontology annotation, molecular function: triacylglycerol lipase activity. The record is from RefSeq and is a predicted model, not a curated record. Lineage: Eukaryota; Viridiplantae; Streptophyta; Magnoliopsida; Poales; Poaceae. Gene Ontology annotation, biological process: lipid metabolic process.